AUGAAGAUAUAAAAGAUUUAAUUCUUGCUUUUGAAAAAUGCUCCAUUCUUUAAGCAGUGUCAAAGUAUAGCAAAAUGUAUUAACAUUUUAAAUUUGACGUUAAGCUUAAAAAGUAACUUGAUUAAGAAGUUAGGUGCUUUGUAUAUACUUUCAGAUUUAUCAAGUUGCUAUUUAUUAUAAACUUUGGUACUUGAUCUUAGCGAAAAUAAAAUUGGUCCUCAAGGUUCUACUAAUAUAGGGUCUGGCUUGGCAAAGCUUACUAAUCUCCAAAAUAUAAAACUUAAUCUAAGAUUAAAUAUAAUAUAUGAUGAAGGUUUAUCAGGUCUAGCUUCCGGCUUAGAAAAGUGUUAUCAUCUCUCAAAUUUGGAAUUAAACCUUAGUUACAACUAUAUUGGGCAAAAAGUGAUUAAUGCUUAAAAAAUUUGA
Tetrahymena thermophila SB210 is the source of this 426-nucleotide messenger RNA. RefSeq names its product cyclic nucleotide-binding domain protein. The transcript is spliced from 3 exons. Lineage: Eukaryota; Ciliophora; Oligohymenophorea; Hymenostomatida; Tetrahymenidae. The record is from RefSeq and is a predicted model, not a curated record.